AUGCCUCUGCAAUUUUCCGGCCUGGUCAAGCGCAGCGCACAUUCGAGGUUCCGUCCAAUCAUGGUCGACCGCACCCUGUACACUUGCGAUGUCGCCAUUGCAGGAGCUGGCCCGGCAGGCCUCAUGCUAGCGGACAACCUUGCUCGCUUCGGGAUAAAGGUCAAUAUAGUCGACAACAGAAAACACCAGACCUUGGUUGGCAGAGCAGACGGUCUUCAGCCCAAGACUCUCGAGACUUUACGUCAAAUGCGGUUGGCUGACGGUCUCCUGCGCAAGGGCGUGAAGGUCUAUGACAUAUGCUUUUGGAAAUCCCCCACCAAGGAGAAGAUGCAGAGAUAUGGGCGAGCCAUACAUUACCCACCGGACACUGCUGACCUCUUGGAUCCCUAUCUCCUUCUUGUCCAUCAAGGUAUCAUCGAAGACGUCUUCAUCAACGAUCUGAAAGAGCGUAACGUUGAAGUCCGAAGGGAUACAACGCUAAUGGAUUAUGAAUACUCGGGGAAAACAUGUCCACUCAAAAUCACCUACCUCGCUGACAAUCAGUAUCCGUGGUCCACGUGUGCCAGCUACCUCGUCGGAUGCGAUGGCGGGCGUUCUGCGAUACGGAAGUCGAUUGGCGCCCAGUUCAUAGGAGCUUCGUCCGACUCGGUCUGGGGCAUACUGGAUGGCGAAAUUGAGACGGACUUUCCUGACCUGUGGUCCAAGGCCCUGAUUCAUUCCGAAGACGCUGGCUCGGUCAUGAUGAUGCCGCGCGAGCGGAACAUGACUCGGGUCUAUGUUGAAUUAAAACCCGACUUGAGAGGGGGCACAUCCAGGGACGAGCUUUCCCAGGAGCUUGUCAUGCAAAGAGCCAAAGAAAUUAUGUACCCUUUCCACCUCCGAUGGAAGACCGUCGAAUGGUUCGGGAGGUAUGUCGUCGGUCAGAGAGUCUCCACCAAGUUUGCAGAUCAGAGGAGGCGGGUGUUCAUCUGUGGAGACGCCGCUCACACGCACUCGCCCAAGGCCGCGCAGGGGAUGAACACUUCGAUGCACGACGCAUGGAACCUCGCCUGGAAACUCAACCUCGCCGUCCGCAAGCUGGCCAAGCCCUGCCUCCUCGAGACGUACGAAGCCGAGCGCCGCAAGGUCGCCCAAGACCUCAUCCACUUCGACCACGCCCACGCCCGCACCUUCACCACGGGCGACUGGGACGCCCUCGCCACCAACUUCACCGCCUACACGCGCUUCAUCUCAGGCGCCGGGGCCGAGUACGACCCCAACGUGCUCAACCGCCCCGACCCCACCACCACCCUUCCCCGCGGUGAUCUCCGCCCAGGAUGCCUCCCGCCGCCGGCCAAAGCCACGCGCCUCGCCGACGGCGCCCCUGUCGACGUGCAGCUCGACAUCCCGCCGCUCGGCCAGUUCCGCAUCUACUUCUUCGUCGCGUCGCCGAGCGCGCUGCUGCGGCCGGGGCAGAAGAGUAGCAGUAGUACAGCGGCAGCGGCAUCGGAAUCGCCGGCGGCGGCCAACGGCUUCCUCGCCACCGUCUGCCGCGCCGGCACCUCGCCCCACCACUCCUUCACCGGCCGCAUGAGCGCCGCCACCGACGCCAGCUACACCAUCCAGCCGCCCGCCGCCGCCCCGCACGACGGCUGCGUCUGCCCCGCCCGCUACACCGCGUCGUCGUGCCUGCUGACCUGGGCGCUCGUCGUCGGCGUCGAUGUCGGCGUCGAUGUCGAUGCACCCGCAGCGCCGCGCGCCCGCUCCCGCCUCGAUGCCGUCGACUUGUUGUUGGCGGACUUGCCGCAGGCGCUCCGGGACUCGCCGUGGACCGUCUACCUCGACGACGUGCCCGAGGCCGACACGCGGCGCCGCGGCUGCGUCGACAAGUGGCUGGGCGGGCUGCGCGGGGAGGAGACGGCCAUGGCCAUCGUGCGGCCGGACGGGUACGUGGGCGCGGUGCGGGUGUGGCCGGAUGGGGGCAGGGAGUGCGGGCUGGAGGCUGUGGAGUGGAUGGAUGAGUAUUUCGAGGGGUUUCUGUCGGAUAGUAUUGCGUAG
Messenger RNA from Diplodia corticola, 2037 nucleotides. Its product is annotated as fad binding domain-containing protein. The transcript is spliced from 7 exons. NCBI's taxonomy places the organism in Eukaryota, Fungi, Ascomycota, Dothideomycetes, Botryosphaeriales, Botryosphaeriaceae. The record is from RefSeq and is a predicted model, not a curated record. The coding region runs from base 1 to 2037 and encodes 678 amino acids. Gene Ontology annotation, molecular function: FAD binding.